GCCAAAAUUAUCAGCUCCAAAUGAAUCGUAUUUCGUAUCCUUCGCGUCGCCAGGCGAGUGAUGUCUUCAAUGGAGACCCCUUCAAAAUUCACUCGUACAACUUUCGCUAUGCCGACAAGCCAUUUUAUCCGGUCCAGAACUAUCAAAGAUCUCAGCCACCAACUCGGCCGGCACUGGUGAAGAAGGCCUCCUUCCAGACCUUCUACCAUAAUCCUAGAUUCAGCCAGGAUCCCGAGUACAUUCCGGCGAAAAGGAGUCCACUCACUGCCACCUAUAGACGUCGCCUCCUGCAGGAAUCAAUGGAUAUGCCCUUGGGAACUCCGCUGGGAACGCCGGACAGGCAGAGUGUACCGGUGGCUCCGCAGACGAGGCGUUUACCCACUGCCACGGAUUCCCCGCUCCUCAGGACCUGCUGUCAAAGUGGGCGGUACCAGGCUAUGAGACGUGGUCCGAGCAUUACGACUUUGUGUCAGAGUAGCAAUAAUCUCCUGCGAUCAGCGGGUGGCGUUGCCCUUCCCACUUCCACCACCACCUUCUCCAGGAACUCCAACACCCUUCUGCAGAACCGAAGAAGCGGCUGCGGGAUCAGCAUCAACAUAUGCAGUGCGGAUUCCCAAUCGGAGAUGGACAACAAUGUGAGCAUCAAAAUCGCAACGGAUGCCUAUCUGCUGAACAAUACGGAUAAGGUGAGGACCAAGUCGCAGUCGGAGCGCUGUACUCCCAGAUCCAGCGGCACCUUUGGCAUCGACAAGCGACUGUCCAAGUUCAAUGUGAGCGAGACGAAACCGCGGACGAGUCCGGAAUGGGAGCUCCGGCAGAGGGAAAAGGCACGGGAAGUGGAGCGACAACGAGAACGGGAGCGGGAUCGACAGCUGUUGGAGGAUCGACGCUUGGAGCAGGAGAGGGAGCUUCAGGAGGAGCGGGAGCGUGCCCGCCAGCGGGAGCGUGAUCGUGAGCAGUUCCGCCAGUUGGAGCGCCUGCGGGAUGAGGAGCGACUCAUAGAAUUGGAAGUGGAGCGCGAGAGGCAACGCUUGCGGGAACUGGAGCGGGAAAGCCAGCGGCACAGGGAAUACGAGCAGCUGUGUGCCCUCCAGGAGCAAUCGCGUCGGGAGCAACUGGAGCUACUGCGUCAAGAGCCAAUAAAUCCCCGACCGCCGGUUCCAAUGACCUCGCACUUGUACACUACGACCUCUGAUGAUCGUUUGCCCGGAAUGGCCUUUUGUGACUUAACGUCACGUAGGACUCGGAGAUUGGAGACUGCAACGGAGAAUCCGUCCAGACCGAAAGACAGACGGAAGACUAGAGUUAAUCAGGAUGCUAGAAGUGUCUCUUCCGCUACCCGUUCACUUACUCCCCCACCGAUCCUUAUCCAGAAUAGCAGCUCCCCUUCACCGACAGCUCCAUGCACUCCUACCUCCCGUUCAUCCUCUGUGAAUCGUAUGGCAAACCGCUGCUCCAGUCGUAGUUCUACCCCCAUUCCCAAUCCCCAGGGUAGCGCCACUCCUACUGUCCCAAGAAAUCUAGAUCGCAGUAGUUCGGGAACUUCAAAUGGCAAUGUCCAUGUCACAGUGACCACGACCGGGAGACGGAGCAACUGCAGCAUGAGGCGUUCAUCCCAUGCCCGGGUUAGUGAGCAAAAACAGCUGAAUGGAAAUCAAACCUGCGUCACCUGUCUGAAUAAUAUGCCCAUUAGGAUAACCACUUCUCGAUCCAGGGACACGGAUCUAGCCUUCAGUCUGAACCAUGUGAGGAUGAGGGGAUCUUCACCAGCGCCACGGGAGAGGAGCAGCAGUCAGGAAAGCCAAGAUUCCUGUCAGGUUAACAUCAGCGUGUAUGCGGAUAAACUGCGUUUGAUGCGUUUGUAAUAAUAUAGGGAACAUGGGCGAUUAUAUGCGUGAUUUUGGGACAGAUCAUCUCCAGAAUAUAGAGUUAAGCUGUCCCAGAAGCCGCACAUAUAUUCCCCCAACUUCUCUGUAUUAGAAUAACUCCAAAAUUAGUUGUAUCAUCGCUGUUAUUUGACUUUAUGUGUUCUUAACUUAACUAAAUCCGAAAAUGAUAUUCCAAACUAAGUAAA
Molecule: messenger RNA, 2074 nt
Organism: Drosophila erecta
Lineage: Eukaryota; Metazoa; Arthropoda; Insecta; Diptera; Drosophilidae
Product: kinesin-related protein 12
Exons: 2
Coding region: 21-1865 (614 amino acids)
Source: RefSeq, a predicted model, not a curated record